Molecule: messenger RNA, 3491 nt
Organism: Ruditapes philippinarum (Manila clam)
Lineage: Eukaryota; Metazoa; Mollusca; Bivalvia; Venerida; Veneridae
Exons: 2
Coding region: 1-2118 (705 amino acids)
Source: RefSeq, a predicted model, not a curated record
AUGUUCUCGGCGAUUGGUAGAUGUUACAAACAGGGAGCAUACGUCCCUUUAGAGUUUGAAGAAGAAAAUGUCAUUGAUGCAAUCAUUGACACGUCAGAAGGUGGUGAGAUUAGGACAUUUAAAGGCGAUGUUUCGAGUGAGCCAGAAUCAAGCACACAAAUGAAUGUUGAGUGUAACAAACAGUUUAGUGAGCAGCAAAAUAAGCAAGCAAACGACCCGGAAAUACAGUUACAGACAUUGUUUUCUAAUCAUUUGAGAGAUGAAAAAGAAAUCAAUGAUCAAGAUGUACUACUAGCAAAUAUUUGGGAUUUUGGUGGUCAAUUCAUCUAUUAUGCUACGCAUCAAAUAUUUCAUUCGAGGGACGCAAUAUAUCUGCUGGUGUUUGAUCUUACAAAGGAUCUUGAUACACUCAUUAUUGACUGCGACUUCCCAGAUAGACAGGAGAAGAUGAGAAACAAUUUAUUGUUCUGGGUGAACUCGAUACAUGCGUUUGUUGGUGAUGAUGACUCGGAAGAAAACAUGAAACCUACAAUAAUAUUAGUAGGAACACACAGCGACAAGGUAAAGGGAAACGUUGACUCCAAAUUCCAUGAGGUUUAUCAGCUGUUUGAAAAUACAAAAAUCAGACACCAUAUAUAUGAGAAACCAUUUGCAGUUGCAAGUCUUGAUAAAGCUGAUGAUGGAAUAGACAAUUUAAAGGAGACAAUAUAUAAUUUAGGCGUACAAAAUGCUAAGUGCAUCAAAAUACCAGCAAAAUGGAUUCCUCUAGAGAUUGCAUUGCUGAAUAUUCGAGAUGAAAAGGAAAAGCAAAUUCUAGAGUUUGAUGAGGUUGUGGCUUUAGAUAUGCUCAAUACCCAUCCAAUCGCAGAUAUAAAAGAAAUCAGGAAAUUCCUCAACUACCAUCAUGCGAAAGGCACAAUUGUCUUCUUUGAUGAAGAUGGCCUUGACAAGUAUAUUGUCCUGAACCCCCAAUUUAUGAUUAAUGCGUUUAGGUGCAUUAUUUCUGCCAAAUGGUUUUGUAGGUGGAACCACACUGUUCAGAUAAAUGCGAAGAAGUUGAAGCGAGAGGCUAUUCUAGAACCAGAGUUUUUAGAUGCUGUUUGGGAAGAAGAUCAGUUUAUCAAUUUCAAAAAGAUUUUGCUUAUGUUUUUAGAGAAACAUCGGAUACUUGCUGAAUUAAGGCAAAUGGAUGAACAAACUGGCAGUAUCCAACUUCUAGGAAAAUAUAUGAUACCAAGUCUACUUAAGCCUGAGCUUUCACGACAUGAAACAAAUGACUUUUUACAAUAUAAAAAAUACACAAGAGUUAUUCUUGGGCUUGAACUAGAAGGAUUGAUAUCUACCACAGUCUUUGAAAAAUGUACAGCGGCUUUGCUUGGCAAAUGGCCCCCUAUUGAAUACAACGAUCAAGUCCUUGUUUCACAACGUGAAGGACUUUAUCGUCUUGAUCUACAACACGCCGGGUUAAUACAAAAGUCGGGUGAAAACAUAGAGCUGAUGGUUAUAAACCUUUGUCCCCCUGAACACCCACAAAGUACAACGUGUGAUCGUUUUCGUCGAUAUGUAGAGAUGGUUCUCACAUAUGAGAAACGUAAAAAUCAUUUACGUCAACAAGGAGAUGUAAAGCCUUACCGACAUUAUUUCAAAUGUAAUGACUCUAAGCAUGAAGGCCGUGGAAGUCACAAUGUUCACUUUUUAGAUGAAAUCAGAAAUGAACCGAAGGUAUGUUGUCCAGAUAAUAGAAGUCAUCCGAUAUAUGUACAGGAGGCUAUUGCCGAAUGGUUCCAAGGAGAAGGCAUCACGGAUUUUGAAACCAGUAUCAUACGAAAAGCGUCGAAAAACGACAAAUUGGUUUCGAGAGUGGCACGAGAGUUUGGAAUAAAUUGGAAAAUGUUUGGAAUCGCUAUAGGUCUGUCAUUUGAAGAUUUAAAGUCAAUCAGUGACGAAUGUGAUCAAGAAAUAGAGAUAAAAAUUCUAAUAAUUGCGAUGUUCAAUGUAUGGAAAGAAAAAUAUCCGGAUGAUUCCGACUACAUGCAUGAAAGAGAAAACCAAAUCGAAAAUAACACCGGUAUUAAUGUGGACUGGGACAAAGUGCGAAAUUGCUUUGACGCUGGUUAGAGUUGUUUGCAAGAUAAACAGCGGCUCAUCACGUGCGAGGCUGGUUAGUCAUUUGGGGAAUUCUGCCUUACAUUGAUACUUAGUAACUUUACAAUUUCAACAAAUUACCAUUUUCAUUUGUUUAUGUCUUUUUCCUUAUACGUGUUUGAUUUCUUGCAAGCAAAUAUCAGUAACAUAUUCUUAAUGCCCAGUAUGAGUGUCUCAAGGUUAAAAUCAUUUUUAAUAAAAGGGUUAUGGAAAAGGGCACCUGAAAGGUGAAAAAUGUAAAACAAAACAAUUAUUAUGCAUAAUAUUAUGUCGUUAUUAUACAUAUUGAAUACAAUACUGAAUAUUCUAAUUAGCACCUCGUCCAGUGUUAAGUUUGACAGCUGUGUACAGGUCAAAUAGAAUCAAUAUUGUGUUCACCAAUGUGUAAUGGUAUUUCAUUACCGUGUAACGAUUCUUUGUACAUUUUGGCAGAACGUUGUCACUUUUAGUUCAAUAAGAUUUGAUAUGGAUUGUUUGAUCUCGGUUAAUUAAAACGAGACUAGACGGAGUACAAUAGUGAUUUGAUAUAAUUUUUAAGCUUGGAAAAUAAAAACGAGGUUAAUUUGAUAAUAUUGGAUCCAACAGUAAUUUAUAUUUGAAGACGCUUGAAAUCCAUUGGCUGUAUUUCAAAAUGUUUUGAAUAAAAAACUUUAUCGAUGUUGAUUGCUUUUUAAAAGAUCCUGGACAUAAAUGCAUCACUUACAGUAUAAAUAUGCUUGUUAGGCCUGUUAUUUCUAACUUUAUACACCACUUUCACACACAAGUGCUUUAUGUAUAUAGAACAUAAUUUUAAUCUUAUUGCACAUUAUGUAUUAAGUGCUAAAUUUUAACGUUAUUGUUGCAAUAUAAACAAGUCAUACAUCAUGCAUGCGUGUCUUGUUACUUCCUUAUUGAAAGUCCCCAUGUAAAUUUAGGUUUUUGUUUUUAUUUUUCAUAUCUAUUUUCUUUUGAUUUACAGAAUUGUCAUUAUAUUUAUCAUAGUUUGGGUUGUACAGGAAAAAUGCUUAGCGUUUUGUAGUACAAGAUAAAAAGACAGAGGAACGUUUUUAACUUCAAUAUGUUCAAGACUUAUACAGAGAAUUAUUUAAGUACAUUUGAAUGUUUACUGUUGACAAUGGAAUACCGCUUAAUAUUAUUUGUCGUGAAAAAUAUUUAAAAAAAAAAAAACUCAUUCAAACCGAGUCUGCAUUUUUAUAAAGUAUUGGUGUGUCAUUGUUUCGGAUGGAUCACCUUUUUUCCAGACUUUUAUUAAAAGGAAAAAUUCGAGGAUAUUUAAACGGAGUCAACGCGCGCAGACAUUGUUUUGGUGUUCAAAUGACUACGAAAAUAAUUGCUGGUGAACCUCA